AUGGCUCGUGCCGACAUUCAAUAUGCCCGCGAGCUGGCAUUUCCGGUCUCGAAGGGUCGACUGUCAAGUGAAUCAGUGCCACGGCCGCGCCCCAAGAAGGGCUCUCGUACCGCUUCCUAUGCGUCCGGGAUGGACGGCCAAUGGGCUGGUGAUGCCGGGCUGGUCCCGUCACUUCUAGACGUAGAGGCCUCGCGUGAGCCAUCGCCCUUUCCAGAGUAUUCUGACUAUUCGCAUUCCCAUGACUCUAAAGAACGCGGCUCGAUCCGGUUGACCAGACCUCCGGCGAUGACCUCCAAUGAGCCGACAUGGCAUCAAGACUCGACCCAUCUCAUGUCAGCGUCGGGCUUGAACGGAUCGUCGGAAGGACUCGAUUACCGCUCGCAAAGGAGUAAGCCCAUCAAACCCAAGGUCCAUAUCAAACCAAUGCUGCGCAAAAUGUCGCGCGACGAUGCGCCAUCCACCUCGAUAGACUUGUCUCGGUCCUCGACGGAGCAAGAGGGACUCGGCAUCUACAUGAACUUUGAGCGAGACCGCCGUCGAAGUGAAUCCUUGACGGGUGUCACCUACCGGAGAACCCCCUCGGGUCUUCAUCAUCGUUCCACCAGUGGGACAUCCCAAUUCUCGACUGCGACGGGGUCGAGUGGAGGCAAGCCUAGCGCGUCGCAAUAUGUCUACCCCAUGCGCCCAACUCCAAAAACAUAUACACCCCCACACAGCCAAUCGUACCAAACCUCUGUCAAUGAGAGUGAUGGACAAGACGAUAGCAGCCCUGAAACCGAAUCCCAUUUCUUACCGGGAUCCGAGACUCAUCGGACCAACCGUGCUUCCUCGGGGCCAAUGCCUCGGCUCUCGUUGCAAAUUGAAGAUGAAUCUCUCACCCGCCUGUCGGGUAUCUCACAGACCAAUGUCGCGAGUCGACCAUCACUGAGUUAUUCUCGUGACAAUGGAAGCACCCUGGAUACCGCAUCUCCCACCUCCCGGACAUCCCUUGACUUUGUGUUUCGCUCCCGUACCCGAACCAGCACCGACCCGGUCUCCCGUGCAGCCACGAUUCAGGCUGCACGACAAGCGUUCGAGGAGAAGGAGGCAGCCAAGGCGCGCCGGUUCGAGAAGCAGCAGAGCAAGGCCGAGGAACGACAAACGCGGCGCCGGGUGAAGCGUACUAUGUCAGGGGGGCCCGAGUCACCCGCGGUACAUUCAAGAGCAGAACUGUCGGAGAAAUCAGGAAGCUCUAGCAUGAGCGCGCGGGAUUCAAAGCCGACCAUGGAAAAGCCCGAGCGACAGCCGUCGACCUCGUUCAAGUCACAGUCCAAGAGCACCUGGGUGCUGUUCAUGACUUGGCUUCGAACUCGGGUGUUCAAGUUUCGACGCAAGAUCCGAAAGGCCAAAUAA
Molecule: messenger RNA, 1392 nt
Organism: Penicillium argentinense
Lineage: Eukaryota; Fungi; Ascomycota; Eurotiomycetes; Eurotiales; Aspergillaceae
Exons: 1
Coding region: 1-1392 (463 amino acids)
Source: RefSeq, a predicted model, not a curated record